CGCUGAUACUUUGAUAGUAUCUUCAGGGAUUUAAUCGUCCCCGAUAUAUUGUAUUCACGACAAAAUUAUUUAAAUUCAAAGUUUAAUAGAAAUAUCCUACAGGCGACAGUCUAGUCGAUCUAAUUGCAUUAUCUGUCGACACGUGAUAUACGCACUUGGACAACACCUACUUGUUGACGACAGUAUUAUUCAGGGUUUAAAAUAGACGCUCUUUUGUGGCGGAGGUAAAAUUGGUUGUUUUCGUGUUUGUCAACAUUGAAAAGUAGGAGGAGUGACGUCUGCGGUAGGCUAUAACGAUGAAUUCAACCUCGGACACUGACUGUCCGUUAUUUCCGGACAAGCCCGGACAAUGUGAUGUUUUGAUAGCAAUAAGACGUACAACUGGUGCUCUAUCUUUGGUUGGUUGUAUCUUCAUGAUAGCAGUGAUUUGGCUUUUCAAAAAAUAUGCUGCUUUUUCUCAACGACUGAUCCUCUACUUGAGUAUUGGUGCCCUGUUGAACUCGAUAUCCUACCUUAUGGGAGGUUUGAGACCUGAUGGGCCAAUGUGUGACUUCCAGGCGUGGUGGAUGACGUUUUUUGACUGGACUGUACUAUUAUGGGUGUGUUGUAUAACCUUCAACCUUUACCUAAAUGUCAUCAAGAUGAUUACAAAGGAGUCAUUGGAAUGGGUGUACCAUGUGCUGUGUUUGGGGCUUCCGCUUCUUUUGUCAUGUCUGCCAUUUAUUGGGAAUCACUAUGGCCCUGCGGGAGCUUGGUGCUGGAUUGAAGACAAUUGGCACUGGAGAGUAGGAAUAUGGUAUGGUCCACUUUUUCUGGCGAUAUUUUGCUUGUUUGUUGUGUACAUUUACAUCACCUACAUUCUCAACAGGAAGGCAUCGUCAUGGCAAGGAACGUACGAUCCUGACACAGAACGUCAUAAGGAACUCAUGAAAGAGGACAUCAAACCGCUGCGUGCCUACCCUUGUAUAUACCUAGCUGUGUCUAUAUUCCCUCUCAUCAACAGAAUACAGAAUGCAGUAUCACCAGAAUACCCAGUGUUUCCACUCAUGGUGCUUUCAGCUCUGUCCUCUCCUAUACAAGGUGCUGUCAAUGCUAUAGUUUUUGGACUGGACAGGGAAACAUUUAGUCGUCUUACCCCAUCACAGAUCAAGGCGGCCUUCUUGAAAAGAAUCAGCCGUGGUCCUGGGAUCCAGGAGUAUCAACACCAGGAGGAUGGUGGAACGCCUUACUAAUAAGAAAUGGACUAAAACCCGAAGCUAUCUCACCAGAAGUACUGGACAAAGGAAAAUGAAGGAUGGCUGUAACUUGAGGGAAAACUAGUCCGUAGUAUCCUGUAUAGCGGCCAAAAGAAGUAUUGAUGCUUUGUACUAGAUGUGACGCUUUGUGGAUCAAAUACACUCAUUAGGCCCAUAUAUUUUUGGGGAUAGAACUUGGGAAUACAAUUUAUUUCCAUGUAUAGUAUCAUCGGUAAUAUUAUCACACAGAUUAUCUACAACGUUCGCAGUUACAUAGGUAUAUAUAUAUUGAUGGCAACGUUGAAUCUCAAACACAUUUACUAGCAGGUAAAACAGUGCGAAAACAGACGAACUGAUCAGUGAAUGAACAACUAAAACCUGUUUAAACCAUGUGAAGAAAAAGAAAAAGAUUGAACAUGCCUUAUUUUAAAGUAGAGAAAAAGUGUGAAAUUUUGUUUUCCAGACAUUAUCGUUUGAAAUUCUCAAGAAAUAUAUUUCGCUGUAAUUGUGCAAGGUCAGAUUUUCAACCUAAUUAUAUAAUGCAUUAUAGAGAGUGUAAACAGCAAAGCACAACACAUAAAAUGAGCCUUAACGUCACUGUGUUGUCAGCCAACACAACUGUAUGACUAAUAAUUACGUUCCUAGUAGACCAAAAAAUAGCAAGAUUUUCCUUAUAUUGGUCAGUAUGACCAGUAAUUGUGAGAAAUAAGUUAACGCUUCUAAAACGUAGUUUUUUUUUUAUAUCGGACAAGAUUUGAAGACCCAUUUCUUUGAUGUUUUUUAUGUUUUAACUUUUUCAACCGAUAAGUUCCGCUAUUUAAUGAAUUGCAAUAAAGUACAUGGCAAAACCACAAAAAUUAUAAAUAAAAUGUUUAGUUUCAACAUUAAAAGUUAUUUUCGAUAAAAGGUUCAGUCCACAUUUAAAUACACUUAUACUAAACCUCCCGCGCGUGAACAACAAUUAUCGGGAGGUUAUUACAUUCAUUGUAUUAUCCUUCUUAUCAUAUUGGAUGAAAAACGUUUUAAAACAUUCAUCCAUUGCAUUUUUGUAUAUUAUUACAUACAAUAGUUUGCUUUAUAAUAAUCAUGCUUUUUUGUCUUUAUGCUUUUUUGUCUUUCAACUGUCAAAUCUACAACGACUGACAUAUUGAUAUGUUCUGUUUCGAAAGUAGACAUCUCAAAGGGCUAUUUCAUGAACCUGUCUGUGGUUACGACAUGUUGAUUAUUUUGCACGUAAGAAAUAUUACUUCAAAAAACCUAUUGAUGCAUGCGGUGUUUAUGUAAACACAUUCCCCAUAAUUUACUGCGUGCAUUAGCAACGAUGUUGAUGUGUUACAUGUGAUGUUAAUUGUCUCUCAGUUAAAGGUCUUGACAAUUUAAAACGACAGGUAAGUUAUAAUAUGUUUUGUGUCUUGUCACUGUUAGAAUAAACUUAUGAUCAUAAAAAGAUGUACAGGUAUCACAUUUGUUUCACUGUUAUUGAUGAAUUAUCUCGUAUAACGUUUAAGAUUGUGUAAUGUCAAAUACCGCCAGUUUAAUUCACGAACGAGAACUGCUCCAGUGUGUUGGUCUUUAUGCAUUUAAAUAGGUAUGUGUAAUAUGAGAGAAUACAAGGCUUUACGGCAGAUGCUAUAUAUGAAGUUUCAAGUUUUCCAUCUAGUACACUUGGUAAAAUUGUCUUUGUUUAUUGAUUUUAAAGUAGUAGAUACCAUCGAGCUGGACGAUUGACACAAACUUAUUUUAAUUAGCUUAUCUGAUAAAACGUUUGAUGUCAGCCUAAUUGAAACUGAUUUCAACUAAUACAAGUUGAACACUGAAAGCUUAUAAACCCCUUCUUUUACUUUAAGAUGAGCAAUUGUUUUUUUCCCCAGUGUUAAUUAAAUAAACGUUUUUGUCAUAUCUUUCAACUCGGGGACUUUAUAGCAGAAAAAUAAUACGUAUGUGUCUCAAAACGGUAUGAAGUACCCAAAUAUCGUCUGCAUUUUGUGCAAUACCCUUUUUAGUAGAACAUAAUAAUUCCACAAAACCUUGUUGAAAUGUGUUUUUUUUUAAUGUGGUUUUUCAUAUGGAAUCUUGGUACAAAACUUCCUAAAUCAGGAAUAUUCCUUCAGUCGUUAUGCAAUCCUUUGCAAAAUAAUACAUCCUUCAAAAGAUUAUCCUCGAAAAGUUAUGAUAGUAUAUGUGCCGUUGUCUGUUGAUUAAUAUUAAAGUUUAUUGGUGCUUUUAUACAAUAUUUUGUGUCUCACAAUUCUAUUUUGUAUUCAAAAGUUGAAUUAGUCUUUCGCGGUUUUCUUGUUGAUUUUUGUUUGGGGGAUUUACUUUUUCCUAUAUUUUGCUGAUACUUUAUAUAAUUUUUCUUUUGAAUGUUACUUCAUUCAUUUUUUGUACAUAUUGAAUUGCUUGAAGUGUUUCUUCUCAAUUUAAUGUAUGGUAUUUUCAUUACAUAAUUUAUUCAUGUCAGAGUGGUAUAUGAAAAUUUAAAAAAGGACCAUCUUGGUCCUAUGCGUUGGUCCGUUACCUUUGCAGUAUGAUAAAAUCCUAUAGAUAUUGUAUCUUUUGAACUUUUUAUCAUUCGAAUCAAUAAUAUGUAAAAAGUUUGUGUCGUGAAAUAUAGACUUAAUGAACAGGAGAACAAAUUAAUAUUCUAUACAUUUUGAUUUCCUCCUGAGGUACUAGUUAAGAGGGCUGGUUGCAAUAUUUUUCGCGUUUAAUUGAUGCAGUUGGCAGAAAUUGUUCCGAAUCUUACCUCUUUUCGGUGUUGAGUUAUCUAUUUUUCAAAGUCAUAGUACAAGAUUUUGCAUUCUCAUUAUGUUUCUCUUAGAGAAAUUCUGAUUGUGAGAUAUUGGCGAAGUCGAUGGAUAAAGGGUCUUUGGAACAUGUUAGAGUAUUCAAAGUAAAAUAUUUAAUGAUUCAUGGGCAUUUCAUUCCCGGGCUUUUACGUUGGGAAACUAAUAUCCUAAAUUAUAUCAUAUUAGUUAUGCAUUCCCCCGAUGUAGAAGGAAGCGUUAUCCUAAUGGAAAAGUAUCCACAAAAAAGUAUAAACAAUUACACUUGUUGGGGCUGAACUGUCAUGAAUGGCACAAUGAUAAAUACAAUGUAAAUAUCUUGUUUGCAUAAAGUAAUGUGAUAAUUUUGAUGAUUAUCCAUAUGUAAAACAUCCAUUUUGAAACCGUGUUGCAUACCUAAACACGUGAUUCCUGUUAUAUUUUACAAUAUGCGUAAAAGUCUGAACAAUAAUGUUUACUUCAUAGUGAUAUACGUGUAAGCAACGAUAGUUUGUGAUGAUAUUGUUAUUAUUCAUGAAUGGAAGAUAACUUAUUUGCAUUAUAUGUUUAUGAAUAUGUUUUGAUCUAUUUUUGUUCGUAUCGCUUAGGUCGCCGCCACUAACUUCACAAGCUACAACAGUUGUAAUUUAGAAAGAACAGUAGACCAACAGUUGUUUGUUUGUGUAGAACAAAUAGAGAUUAUGAGAGGCAAAACUGCCUUAGAGAUAGCCUCUUGUUAAACUACCGGUUUUCAGUCUUCUAAGUGCUUCAUUAUUUAAAAAAGUAAAUAAAAAAGUACGUAAAGUUCACUCCUCUGAUUAUUUGGAGAUAUUGUGCACAAUAGGGACAAUUCAUUAUUCACCAUGCAGAUGUAUAUAUUGUUAGACUGUUUUAUCUACUUACUUGUUCAUCAUACAAUUAUGCUUAAAUUUCACGGUGGUUUUAUGUUCGCUUUGUUCACGGUCUUAACAUGAAAUAAAGGUAAGGACUACUUGCUAUGAACGGUUGCGGAGAAAGAUACUCUGUUCAACGAAGUUUAAGCGCUAUGUCGUUCAUUUACUUGUUUUGUUCCACCAACGUGAUCUAGUGACAAAAAUGUUGAACAAAUGUAUAUCAAAUUAUUCAAAUAUAUAAUUUAAAAAACUACGAUGCAUCUUCAAUAUAUAAACCAGCAAUUUCGUUUCAUUUCAAGAGAUUGGAAAAGCAGCAAGAGAGUACUGAAUGUUAGCAAAACUAUAAUUCGAUUUCAAAAUCAAUAAAAUUAGGCCAAAUAUGAACAAAAAAAAAAAGAUUAACUUGAAGACACUUAGCAAAGUACAAGGAAAUAAGACCAGACGAUCCGGAAGGGAAUGUGUCCUAUGCUUAAUCGACGACACUCGCAAUGUAAAUCUAAGUCAAAUCCAAGGAAUACCACGUCCUAACACCGCGAACUCUGUUAGUGUACAAAUGAACAUAAUCAAAUACAUUGACCUUCAUAUCAUAGAAAUAGCAUAUCUGACAUAUUUAAGUGGUUAAUAUCUUUACAUCGUUUGCUCCUAUAAAUUGCUGACUUUUUUUAACAAAUUAUUUGAAUUCAGUUGUGUAAUACGUCAUAAAUAUAAUGAUUGAUAUGACACAAACGUUAUCAUAUAUUUUGUAGAUAUCGUUACUUGUGGAAUAAUGAGUGGUAAUGUAAUAAGGCAGAUUAUUUACGAAUUAUUGAAGCUUCUACUGCUGUCACAGGAAUGGCAAAGUAUGAGUAUAUUAACCGUUAAUUUGAAUAUUAUACACAUAUUUAACAUUAACCUCGCAGCAAACAAAAAAAAUUGGUAUUAUUAAUGACAUCAAUGGAGAGGUCAGCCAAGGAGAAGCGUAUAACUUUCGCCGCAUCAAAGUAAUUUUUCAAGGAGAUUGUUUUUGUCAACGAAAAAACACUAUCCAAUGUUUUCAUUUCAUCGACUUUCUACCUAUUGGGCAUAGGUUUCGGAUAUAAGAUUUGGAAUUUUUACCAAAAAUAUCCCUCCGUCAUACAGUUUCAUUCUUAAAUAUUAAGCAUCAGCCAUAAUGUAACAAGAAGAUAUGUGUGCGUAUAAACUCACAACAGUGCGCACUGUAUUCGGUUACGAAGUCAAUGUGAUGGGGAUUGUUGCUAUAUGUAUGUUAAAAAACUAUUAAUUGUAGAUUUUGAUAUUUUUGGUAUUGUACUUAUUGAAUCGUCAUCUGUUAAUAUAUUUUUGCCAUUGUACUUAUUGAAACGUCAUCUGUUAACCUAUGUGUGGAACUUUAAUAUAACAUUGCAGUUAACCAUAUAAAACUUUUUGAUGGGUUUUCGUGUACAGUAUUGGGAUUAUUUUGUAAUUUUGUAAAACACAUUAUGAUAAUAAUAAAUCUUACUGAAGGCUGAAUAUGA
Molecule: messenger RNA, 6389 nt
Organism: Mizuhopecten yessoensis (Yesso scallop)
Lineage: Eukaryota; Metazoa; Mollusca; Bivalvia; Pectinida; Pectinidae
Product: cyclic AMP receptor-like protein A
Exons: 13
Coding region: 297-1232 (311 amino acids)
Biological process (GO): cell surface receptor signaling pathway; adenylate cyclase-activating G protein-coupled receptor signaling pathway
Cellular component (GO): plasma membrane
Molecular function (GO): G protein-coupled receptor activity
Source: RefSeq, a predicted model, not a curated record